GAGGGGAGAGGGAGAGAAACUGGAGCAAGCGCCCAACAUAACAGUCGGGACUCAAUGCAAAAGGGGGAGACACUGCUUCUAGUAAGCUACAACCAGACAGACUGACCUCAGAGCAAGUAAGAGGAGCUAGAGCUGCUCCCGAGCGCUUUUUUUAUUCUCUCAGACAAAUGAAGCAUCUAGCUAUUUGACCAUUUCUGUUGAAAGAAAUAGAGGAUACGAGCCAACUUCAACUGCGGGAAGCGAUUGCUUUGUGUCCGGCAUUGUGCAUUUUUUGCUGGAGACACGUCACUUGUUCGUAAAAGUGUGUUUCCUCGUGAGCGAUCCCAGCCUACAAGAAAAAGUCUUCCAGUAGACCAACUGACCUACUUCACUUCUGCAUCCUAGAGACUUCAAGGAUUACAGAAGAACCUACUUUGAAACUCACAUUUCACAAAACUUUGUCACGUAAUUUAACCAAUGAGGUUCAGCCUUAGAGAAGCACAAAUACCUCACCCUGAGUUUUUCACAGAUCCUGCGACUUAAAAGAGAAAGUUAAUACAAAUAAGUUCUCUCUCCAGCGAACUUUCGUCCUCUCCCUUACCCCCAUUUGGCCUUAAUGCCAGAUCACCAAUCUGGUCAAAAGGACUCAACAAUGGAAAGCCUGAAUCUUCACUUUGCAUCUCCCAACAACAACAACGACCUGGACAUAGACACAUACUCUAACUACAGCGAAAGCCUCCCGCCACUGUCUCCCAGACCCGGUGACGAUGAUGUCCCGCGCCGCCAGACCAAAGGCGGCUCAAAGAACAGCAUGUCCAGCCGUCGCAAACGGGAGUUCAUCUCCGACGAAAAGAAGGACGCCUCCUACUGGGAGAAGCGGCGCAAGAACAACGAGGCGGCCAAGCGUUCCAGAGAGAAGAGGAGGAUGAACGACAUGGUGCUGGAGAACCGUGUGAUGGCGCUGAAUGAUGAGAACAGCCGUCUGAAGACGGAACUCCUGCAGCUGAAGCUUCGCUUCGGCCUCAUCAGCACUGCUUCCUACAUGGAGAAGAGCCAGCAGCUCUCCAACAGCGGAAACGGACAGUCCAGUGCUGGUAACCCCUACUUCUCCAGUAGCGGGUACUCCAGUGCCUGUGGUAACACUCUGCUGAACUCCGACUCGUCCGAAGCAGAACAGUCCACCAGAGGGGAACGCCACACCCCACUCCCAAAAUACUCCCCAAGAGGAUCCCUCUCCGACGGGUGCAUGUCUGACGACUCUUCCAGCCCUGAGCCCAUGGGCUAUGAGAUCAAGAUGGAGUCCAACGACACUGACAUGGAUGCUGGUCUCCCCACUGGGAUCUCCUUCAACGGUGGCCACCAACACAGGUCCCAAGAGGCCGACUGUGCCAUGGACUUCCACCACAACCACCAGAACAACUACCGCCAGGAGUCUGCCAGCCCAGCACCCCAGCAGGUAGCGGCCCCAGCCCAGAGGAGUGUGAUCCAGAUGUACCGCUCCCCCAGCUCCUCCUAUAUGGAGAGCCAGAACCAGAGGCAAGCAGAGGACAUGGAACAACAACAGUCCCAGGUCCAACAAAGCAGACAGUCCGAGAACACAGAGACCAUCACAGAGGAAGUCCAAAGGUACCGAGCCCGUGAGGAGCAGCAAAGACAUCAGGAGACACAGAGAAGCCAGUACAGCCCUUAUCAGACCCAAGAUGGCGGCCACAAGGAAGGAAUCGCCCCAGAGCUCCUCCACCACAGUAGAGAAGAAGGCAACAAGUCAAGCCACUCCUCCAACCAGCACCACAUCAACAACGCCUAUCUCAGUACCCUGGAUGAGGAGGAGCCCCCAGUGCUCACUUACGAGGGCGGCCCCAGGGCCGGAGAGGGCUUCUACACAGAGUCCCACUCUGGGAAAGACACUUCGUCCAGUGAUGGUGAUCAAAGGAGCUCAGACAAAGAAGGUGGUUCCACUAGCGAUGACGAGUCACCGUCAUCUUCCUCUUCCGAGGUCGGAAGCUACAACCAGAGGGCGACAUCACAGAUGUCGGUGCCACAGAGUCAGAGUGGAGACGAUCAGGCCACCUACCUGCCCCACAAGCUCCGCCUGAAAUACAGAGCGCUGUCCAAUCAGGGGGAGGUGCCAAACAGAAGCCCCGCCUCCUCCACAUCCCCCCCGCCCUCUCAUCCCCAGCAUCCCUACCUGGCCCUGCCUAGCAACCACCAACAUGGCGGCCAUAGCAAUGGGGAAAACAAAGAGGCAGGGAACGAGUCAGAAUUCUGCUAGCAGAGGGAAGCAAGAGAAAGAGAGGAGGUGUGGAAGGAAUGCAAAAAGGGAUCCAGCGCAGGGAGGAAGAAUAAGAGGUGUGAAUAAGGGAGCACCAAAGACUCUUUGAGAUACUGCGACCAACAAACAACCUCAGUUUUGCUUCAUCAUCAGGUGUCUCGCUCGUUUUCACCUACCACUAUGCCAACAGACACUCCUCUUCGAUGAUGAUGAUAAUAAUAACAAGGACAGUCAAAGUGAUGUUCACAAUCCCCACUGACAGAUUCAAAAGACUUGGUUCACUGUGUCACCAUGUUUUUAUAUGGACCCUUCCCUCACUCCAUCCAUUUAUCCAAUCCAUGAACAAUGAUAAUAAUAGAUCACUUAUUGGUUCAGCAAAUGUGGUGGAGUGAAAAGAAUGAGAGGAAUGGAAUGGAUGGAACUCACAUUUUCUUUCCUUCGGGAAAAGACAAACAUCACAUCACAAUGGAAGGUUAGAAUGAACGUUAAAAUGGAAGGCUGUUUUCAGGCUCUGGUUUGAACUCUCAAGUGGCCAAUUGCUUUGUGGGUGGUAAGGCAUUCUGGGAACAUUCCCAUGACCAAAGAAACACGUCCAACCCCCCUGACAAUGAGUUCCAUUCUUCCUCCCCCCCAACAAAACAGCUGUACCAGUUUCCGUUACUCCAUAAACACCUAACCCUGCUUUAUGCAGAAUAGGAAACCCAAUCAUUUUUCAAGCACUUGGAUUGUAAAUAACUGUGAUAUAGAAAAUGUACAUAUAUUUAAAUAUAUUUUACAAAGAAAAAAAUGAAAAACAACUAAAAAUAACAAGGAGAAAUGGAAGUGGAAAAAGAAAAGCUAUCAGUUUGUCCUUGUGAGAAAGUUUUUGUACAGUCCGUUCUCAAUGUCAAUGAAAUGCCUCAAGUUGUUUUCUUAAAAAAUGUCUGUAUGAACCACCGCUGCAAGAAACUCUUUCUUUUAGAUUCCAUGUCACUAGGAAAUGCCUGGAGCAACCUACCGUCAAUUUACCUUUUACUGACCUCUUACACACACACACACACACACACACACACACACACACACACACACACACACACACACACACAGAAAGCCCCUGUUAAGGCCAGUUACGAACAUAUCACAAGACUACACACUACACUUUUUGAACGGUAAAACCAUGAAUACAAAAGCACAUUGCAAUCCAGAGCUCAACAAAUUCUCAAUUCAUUAGACUUACUGAUCAUAGGAAUCAAGUAGUAAUUGCACUUGAGAAGCAAUGGGGGAAACGACUCUCUUCUCACUCAAAGGUGCCUCUACUUUUCAUAGGUCAAAAGAACCAAUCCCCAAUCUUGGCCUUUACAUUGAGUUGCUUUAUCAGCUGUAGAUCAUACAGGCUGUACUAGUUAAACGUCUCACAUCCACGUGCCUGCCUACUGGCCGUUCUGUAUAAAUGUAUAGUUCUCUAUCUCUCUUGGAUACUGUUAUUAUUAUUAUUUUAUUAUUAUUUUCUAUUUGAUUCAGUUCUUUUGGGGGGUUAUUGUGUGUUUUUUUCCGUCCCCUUGUAUCUUCCUGAUUGUGAUGCUGUAAUGUAUGUAUUUUACCCAUGUCCCGAUCCCUUGACAUUUGUACUCUGUGAUAUUGUUCAACGUUUGUGGUUUCCCGGAUGGUUAAGGAAAAUGAUUUUCCAGAAAUGGGUAAUGCAAUGGUUAUAAUGACAACAACUCAUUCUGAUUGUUGAAAGAUUGAAAACCUUGAAAAAUAAAAGGAUGUUGAAAAAAACAUAAAUUAAAAGUAA
Oncorhynchus mykiss (rainbow trout) is the source of this 4025-nucleotide messenger RNA. RefSeq lists its product as uncharacterized. Gene Ontology annotation, cellular component: nucleus. The record is from RefSeq and is a predicted model, not a curated record. Gene Ontology annotation, biological process: regulation of DNA-templated transcription; circadian rhythm. Gene Ontology annotation, molecular function: DNA binding; DNA-binding transcription factor activity. Lineage: Eukaryota; Metazoa; Chordata; Actinopteri; Salmoniformes; Salmonidae.